AUGCUGCCUUGGAAUCCGCCCUCGGCCUUUUCCCUCACGGGCGACCAGCAGCAGCAGCGCUACGGCUAUAACGACGGCGGUUCGACUAUGCAGUCCAGCCACCAGCAGCAGCAGCAGUCGCCGACCGGCAAUCAGCAGCAGCAGCAGAUGUCGCCCCAGCAGCAGCAGCAGCAGCAGCUCGCUCCCGGCGCCAUCCCUCCCCCGCCGACCAACCAGUCGGCCUACCCGCCCAUGACGCUCGCCGCCACCCUCCACUUCCUCCAGAGCGAGCACCGCCGGUACGCGCGCGAUCGCAACGAGUGGGAGAUCGAGCGCGCAGAGAUGCGCGCCCGCAUCGCGCUCCUCGAGGGCGAGAAGCGCGGCAACGAGGCGGCCCUCAAGAGCUUGGGCAGGCGGUGCAAGAUGCUCGAGAUGGCCCUGCGCGGUGAACGCUCCAAGUUCCUGUCGACGACCAACGCGCUCGGCGGCACCCCGUCCGUGUCUGGCACCGCCUCGCCCAUUCCUGGCGGCACGCCCGCCCUCGGCAAGGACUCGCUCGCGGCGGUCGGCGGCAUCCCGCCGCACAAGCUCGCCGCGCUCCAGAAGGACACGCCUGCUUCGUCGGCCUCGGCGCCCGUGUCGCCGGGAGGCGAGCAGCUCAAGUCGGCGCCCAUGGCCGCCUCGUCGAGCACGCCCGGGCCGUCGGCGAACGUUCCUCCGCCGUCCACCUCGACGUCCACCUCGACGGCCUCGUCAUCGGUCCCGGCGCACGCUCGCGGCGACAGCCUGUCGGUCCCGGCGGCGGCGCCCAACGGGCACAACACGGGCACGUGGUCGAGCGCCGCGAGCGCCGCCGCCGCGUCUGCCGGUGCGCGCGACCCGCGCGGCAAGGCGCGCAGCCGCGAGUACCUCAAGCAGUGCCUGCAGGAGAUCACGUACCUCACGAGCUCGGCGACGCUCAACCCGCUCGCGGCGCACUCGUACGCGGCGCCGAGCGUCCCGAGGCCGAGGAAGGUCCUCCCCGACCAGGUCCCGCCGACGAGCGCCCCGGGCGUCAUCAACCUCGCGCCGCCGCCGGCGGGCAGCGCCCAGACGGGCGAGGUGCCGCCGCUCGCAGCCGGCGGCGAGACGUCCUCGGCGCCCUCGUCUUCUUCGGCACCGACGCCGAGCAAGAGCGCGCCCGCCGUCCUGUCGCCGGCACCCGCCGCCGAGUCGAGCUCGUCGACCAACAAGCCGGCGCCGCAUCACGACCUCCUCACGUCGUUCCCGUCGGACCCGCCCUCGGCGUUCGUCCCGCUGCGCCGCCAGAUCUCGCAGCCCGGUCAGCAGGGCCCGGGCGCCCUCUCGCGCUCGUCCAACCCGCACCAGCUCCAGGGCCAGUCGCGCAAGCAGCGCCACGACGCGGCGCUCGACGCCGAGAUUGCGCGCCUCGCGGCCCCCGAGGCCAACGAGGACAAGCCCGACGACGUCAGCGCCGCCCUCGCCGCCGAGAAGGGCGCCCUCAUCAGCCAGCGCGAGCUGCCUCUCGUCGCACCUGUCGUCGCCGAGCCCGAGCCGCUCGUCAAGGAGGACGAGGUCGUCAACGCUGCGCCUGGCGCCGCGUCUGAAAAGGGCGCCGGCCCGUCCUCGUCGUCGUCGAACGACGUCGAGCCCUCGACCGACCUCGACUUUGACGGCGAGCACGACGCAGAGCCCGAGCCCAAGGCCGAGCCGGUCAAGUUUUCGCCCGAGGAGCUCGCGCUCCAGGCGGCGCACGCCGCGCCCGAGGCCAACGAGGAGAAGCCUGACGACGCCGUCGCGCUCAUCGCGACUGCGGGCGAGGACGGCGAGGACGAGUCGCAGGUCGAGGACAAGGACGUCGCGUCGCAGGAGGACUCGGACGAGCCCGCUCCCUCAAUCCUCGACGCCUCCCGAGCCAGCAUCGGCCGAGCCGGCGGCACCCUCUCGCGCGGUCGAGGGCAGCGCAAGAGCCUCGCCGCCGUCCUCGCCUCGUCGGGCCUGAGCGGCGAACCCGGCGCGGCGGCGGGCGCGCCCGAGGACGAGGGCGUCGGCGAGGAGGAGGGCGACGCGCCGACGGCCAUCUUUGCGGCUGGUGGCGCGGCGGGACGAGGCGACGAGUGGCGCAAGAAGCUGCAGGAGGCGGGCAGGCGCGCGUACCCGGGCUUUGCCGGGCGCGCCGGCGCCGGGGCGGGCGGCGACAAGGAGCUCGAUGCCAUGGAGUGGGACCUCGAGGCGGCGACGGCCGACGACGAGGAGGGCGAGGGGGUCGGCGAGGGCGGCAAGAAGCAGAAGGAGCGCGUCGGCAAGAAGGGCGGCGAGGAGGACACGGUCGGGUUGAGCGAGGGCGAGCGGCUCAAGCCGAGGCGGGUCCUGCGCAGCCACCUCGACGCCGUACGCGUCGUCGCCUCCGUCCGGGUCGACGGUAUCGAGCUCGUCGUGACGGGCGGCGACGACGGCGUCCUGAAGCUGUGGCCCAACGUGGUCGGCAAGCCCGGUUCUCGCGGCGACCUCGAGCCUGUCGUCACCCUGCGAGGGCACAUCGGGCCCAUCACCGCCGUCGCCGUCUCGCGCCCGUCCUCGCCCGGCGCCGAGCCCUUCCUCUUCUCGGCCUCGCUCGACUCGACCAUCCGCGUUUGGGCCUUCCCGUCGCCCUCGCACGACACGUACGACCCGGUCGACCCGUCGCUCGCCCAGGGCGUCCUCGAGCCCGGCGCCGACGCCGUCUGGGGCCUCGCGUCGCUCUCGCGCGACCGCCUCGCGUGCAUCACGGCCGACGGCUCGAUCCAGGUGUGGGACUGGCGCCGUCGCGCUCGCCUCGCGAGCUGGACCUACGGCGUCGUCGAGCCCGCCAAGGGCUCGCUCCGCAAGCGUCCGGCGCAGGUCCCGACGCCGACGGCGCUCGCGGUCGCCGAGGCCGAGCUCGAGCACUCGCAGGGCGACAAGGAGUACCUCGUCGUCGCCUUCCAAAACGCCGUCGUCAAGGUGUUCGACGCCGAGGACGGUCGCCAGGUCAGGCGCAUCCAGGCGGACGAGUCGGCCGAUGGCACGCCCGAGACGCAGAUCAACGCGCUCGCCGUGGACGCGGACCUGUCGCUCGUCGCCACCGCCCACGAGGACCGGUUCAUCCGCAUCUUUGACCUGCAAACAGGCGAAUGCCUCGUCUCGUCCCUCGCCCACCUCGACGGCGUCACCUCGCUCGCCUUUUCGCCCGAGGCAUCGACAUCGUCCUCCGCCUUUUCGCUCGAGUCGCUCGAGGCAUUGUCAUCGUGCUCCGAGAUGCGCAUCGCCCUCGCCUCGGUCUCACACGACACGUCGCUCCGCAUGUGGAACCUGCGUGUCGACUGCACCGGCGCCGGCAAGUCGUCGCUCACGUGCGUCCAGGAGGCGUCGACGCACCGGGUCAAGGGUGCCGAGGGCGUCCUCGCCGUCGCGUUUGCCCACGGCGGCAAGGGCGCCGUCUCUGCCGUCGUCACUGCUGGAGCCGACGGGACUGCGCGCGUGUGGGAGCGGUAGCUCUCGCUCGCUCGCCGCGGCCCUUCCUUUUCGUACCCCUCUUUCCUCCCGCCACCUCUCUCCCUCCUCGUGUCCCCUCCUCUGUCGCACCCGCCCGCCGUAGACCUAUAUACCCCCUCGUCGCUCGCCCGUCGAUAUUCCCCCUCGUUGCCCCUCCUUUGCUCCUCGUCUCCCUUUCUUGCUCUCGUCCUGCAUGCCUCGCAGCCUUUCCUUGCUCUCUCGGUCCU
This is a messenger RNA of Rhodotorula graminis WP1, 3719 nucleotides long. RefSeq lists its product as uncharacterized. The record is from RefSeq and is a predicted model, not a curated record. Bases 1 to 3492 code for a protein of 1163 amino acids. Lineage: Eukaryota; Fungi; Basidiomycota; Microbotryomycetes; Sporidiobolales; Sporidiobolaceae. The transcript has 6 exons. Gene Ontology annotation, molecular function: protein binding.